Molecule: messenger RNA, 267 nt
Organism: Prunus armeniaca (apricot)
Lineage: Eukaryota; Viridiplantae; Streptophyta; Magnoliopsida; Rosales; Rosaceae
Source: the annotation of a GenBank genome assembly
AUGGCUGUUUCAUUUCCGCUUCUGAAGCUGCAAGAGAUGGUGGCAUUCUUAUUGGAGCUAUGCAUAAAUCAGGUUCCUAUGAUUAUGAACGCUAUCUGGCUCCCCUCCCCUCCCCGCUGCUUUCAGAUGGCUACUAGUGCUCCUGACAUGGUGGAGAAGCGAUUACCUGAAAGCAAAGAGGAGGGUAUGCAGGUACCGGUCAUUAUCAUAGGAAUCCUAGAAAGUUGCAUAACCGCCAACUUCAGUUGUGGAGUGGCCAAUGGCUGA